GACGGUAUGGACGAUCAAUAUAUUAGUGUGAAAUCAUUAGAAUAGCGUUGUCUAAAUGCUGAUUUGUGUGCCAUUUGGAUGCUAGAUUGGUUCCCUUUGACCUAUCGCGGCAGAAGCGCAGGGCAAAUCUAUCUUGAGUUGACGUUUUACUCGGCAGGAUCUAGAAUCCUCCGCCUCGUCGUCAACCAACGCGUUACAAAAAUGCUGGUCGCCCAGUGUCAUUUGGUGGCUAUCAUCCACCCGUACCAAACGCAGGUUACAGACCGCCUUCGCAAAGACCUCUUCCGCCUGCGCCUACUGAAUCGAUUUCUACACCAGUGCGUAUGAACAAACCAGGUCCGCCUCCCUAUAUUCCGCCUCCACCUCCAGGUACCUCUCAGGAUCAGCAGGCCACACCUCACAUGCCACCUACCAUCAAUCCUACACCCUCGUUAUCUUCCGGUGUACCAGGCCGUUAUUCUUCUGGCCCCGGACGUUCUCCCAGCCCAGCAGGUUUUGUAGCUCCUUCUUCUCAAUCUUCCCAUGGCUAUCCGCCUCGUCCUCCAAUGGGUUAUGGAACUCAGAGACCCGAUUCAUCGGCCGCUCCAUUGUUAUCAGCGCCUUACAAUCCUCAAGGGGUGUCGCCCAGACCUCAUAGUAAUGGACAGUAUCCCCACGGUGAUGUAUAUCCACCCGCUCAUCCUUAUCCUCCUUCUAAUGGCCAAUAUGGAUUUCCCGGCCCAUCAAGCUAUCCUCCACCAGCGCAGUCGAAUAUCGGUUUCCCAGAACCACAACACUUUAACGGCAACUAUGCCCCGCGUAAUGAUGUUGUAGGCACGCCGUUUGCAGCACACCAAGGCAUUUAUCCACCGGUGUCGUCGGGAGGCUAUCCUCCUGCUAAUACAUAUCCGCCUCAGCAAGGUUACCCACCGCAACCUGGUUAUCCACCAUAUUAGAAUAUGAUUAUUAAAGAGAAUCAAAAACCAUAAAAAAAAUGCAAGAUGUUGAGAAAACAGCAACAAGGUUGCGCAUGUAACCAAGGAAUAAAAAAAAAUGCAGUGAAAAGCCUACA
Messenger RNA from Radiomyces spectabilis, 1051 nucleotides. RefSeq lists its product as uncharacterized. The record is from RefSeq and is a predicted model, not a curated record. Lineage: Eukaryota; Fungi; Mucoromycota; Mucoromycetes; Mucorales; Radiomycetaceae. The transcript has 3 exons. Bases 324 to 935 code for a protein of 203 amino acids.